CACUUGCGGGUUGUGUCCAGACCAAUAUUAUCAUUACUCUCUACAGAGUACGCCUCCAGUUUGUCCACUUAACCCCUCGUCUGGCCAACGAAACGCACCUUUGAGCGAAAUCGCUGUCUCACGACAUAUGUGGUGACAUCGGGCUGGCGAGAAAACGGCAACAGCACCGGGAAAGCGUGGACAUGGGCCGCUUGGCCCCGCCGUCCCAGCUUCUGUCCGGAUCAUCGCAGCUUCUGCUGCUGAUGCUGACGCUCGGCACGGUUGCAAGAGUUGCAAAUGGUUGUCAGAUAUCAGAAGUGCAGGUGAGUGCCAGGAGUGAAACAACGAUCACAGUCACGUGGACGGAGGUCGGCGUGGACGCCACCAGCUACGUCUUACAAUUGUACGAUCAGUCGACAUUCACAUACUCCCCCUUCACCAUCAAUGGGAGUGCCUCCAACUUCACAUUCACGGGGCUGGUGCCUAACAGAUACUACAGCAUUGCCAUAACUGUCAACUGCACUGGCGGAAGCAACGUCUCAUCCACCGUGUACGACAGCACAUUGCCACCCAAAGUCAAUGUGACCAUCACUGGCAAGACCAUGACAAGCAUGAGCUUCUCGUGGGAGGUUCCUUCCUCCAGUUUGUCAUACAAUGCUCGCUUGAAAGACAAUAACAACAUAAACCAGUCCUCGUAUGUGCUGUCUACGGGUAGCAUCACAUUCACCAAUCUGAUUCCUGACACAAACUACUAUGCAUAUGUGGAGACGAGAAAUCUUUAUUGCUCCCAAGGAUCUGAUGUGGUCAUGGAUAGAACCUUGCCAGCCAAUGUCAAUGUCAGCACCAUUGCCAAGAAUGCGACCACCAUAACAGUGUCAUGGAACAUGUUCCUCUGUUGA
This is a messenger RNA of Lethenteron reissneri (Far Eastern brook lamprey), 878 nucleotides long. RefSeq names its product receptor-type tyrosine-protein phosphatase beta-like. Lineage: Eukaryota; Metazoa; Chordata; Hyperoartia; Petromyzontiformes; Petromyzontidae. The record is from RefSeq and is a predicted model, not a curated record. Gene Ontology annotation, molecular function: protein binding.